This is a messenger RNA of Sporothrix schenckii 1099-18, 381 nucleotides long. RefSeq lists its product as uncharacterized. Lineage: Eukaryota; Fungi; Ascomycota; Sordariomycetes; Ophiostomatales; Ophiostomataceae. Bases 1 to 381 code for a protein of 126 amino acids. The transcript has a single exon. The record is from RefSeq and is a predicted model, not a curated record.
AUGGAUAUCGGUAUUGGCGCACGCAGCCGUGAGCACACCAGCCAGGGCGCAUGCGGUGGCCGUGCCAGCAGGGCCGCCAUUGGUGCUGCGAUGCAAUACUCACAAGAGCCCAAGAGAAAGCGGGGAUCCACUCUGGUCGUGGUUCCCGAACCGCCGGAGCAUGUCCAGGAAGUCACGGCUGCAGGUGCGGGUUUAUUCCUUCCUUCCCAAUACCAGCUCCAACAGCACACCUUCAUGGACAAAAGAGGAAGGCGGUGUGGACGUCCACUUGGUAUUUACGUCGUAUCCAGCAGAGCUUUCCCACUGGCACCCCACUUUCGUACCAUGUCGUCUGUCCGUCUGUUUACUCACACAAUGGGCAAGCGCGUUUUCUGCCAUUGA